Annulohypoxylon maeteangense is the source of this 2550-nucleotide messenger RNA. Its product is annotated as sodium/hydrogen exchanger. The record is from RefSeq and is a predicted model, not a curated record. Gene Ontology annotation, molecular function: sodium:proton antiporter activity. Lineage: Eukaryota; Fungi; Ascomycota; Sordariomycetes; Xylariales; Hypoxylaceae. The transcript has 5 exons. Gene Ontology annotation, biological process: sodium ion transport; vacuolar acidification; proton transmembrane transport. The coding region runs from base 227 to 2254 and encodes 675 amino acids. Gene Ontology annotation, cellular component: late endosome; early endosome; fungal-type vacuole membrane.
GUGCAAGUUGUCGAUUUCAACUUCUUGAAUUGAACAAGCGCAGAGUCGAACCUAAAUCCGACCGCAUCGACCAUUUCGACCGCAUUCACCAUCACAUCAACCCAAUCCUUCCACAGUUAAUGCGUCCACACGCCAGAAUUUCUGUGCUCGAUCUGGAGCAAAAGGCCUAUAUUCCGCCGAAGCAUUCGUCUCCGACUUGAGGCCGUCGCCACCGUUCGCCGCGACCAUGUUGACAGAAAUUGCUAGCUCCGCCAUGGAGCUCCUCCGUCGGUCGGAUGAAGAGACAGAUCCUGAUGGGACCAACUCGGAAGACAAGGAGUUAUUCGCAUCACGAGCCUUAUUCAUAUCUAUAAUGCUUCUCGUCAUUGCCUUCUUCACGAGUUAUAUGCUACAACAGAAAAAGGUCCAAGCUGUUCAUGAAACAGUAAUUUCCAUCUUUGCUGGGAUGACCGUGGGGUUGAUCCUUAGAGUGACUGCUGGCAACUCUAUUCGACAGCUCGUGAGCUUUGACUACCAGAUCUUCUUCAACCUCUUACUCCCUCCCAUUAUUCUAAACUCGGGAUACGAACUACACCAAGCCAACUUCUUUCGAAAUAUCGGUACCAUAUUAACCUUUGCCUUCGCCGGUACCUUCCUAUCCGCCGUCGUUAUAGGCUUGCUGUUAUGGCUAUACACCCGAAUACCCCUCGAAGGUCUCGACAUGACUUUUGUCGACGCUAUAUCGGUUGGCGCAACUUUAUCGGCCACGGACCCCGUUACAAUCUUAGCCAUUUUCAACGCCUAUAAAGUGGACCCGAAGUUAUAUACCAUUAUUUUUGGCGAAUCCAUUCUGAACGACGCCAUUGCUAUCGUCAUCUUCGACACCGCGCAAAGGUAUGGAACCGAGAAGGCCGGAUCAUAUGGAGUGGCUAGCUUUUUCGAAGGUGUGGGCAUUUUCUUGGCCGUCUUCUUUGGCAGCUUACUUAUCGGCGUCCUCAUCGGUGUUGGAACUGCCCUUACUCUGAAGUUUACAUAUAUCAGAAGGUAUCCUCAAAUUGAGACUUGUGUGAUUGUGUUGAUCGCAUAUGCAAGUUACUUCUUCUCCCAGGGUCUCAAAUUGUCAGGUAUCGUGUCGUUGCUGUUCUGUGGUAUUACCCUUAAACAUUAUGCCUAUUUCAACAUGUCGCGACGAACACAGCUCAGUACCAAGUACUUCUUCCAAAUAUUAGCUCAACUAUCCGAAAAUUUUAUAUUCAUUUAUUUGGGAUUAUCGUUGUUCACAGAUAACGACCUUCAGUUCCAACCUCCUCUGAUCAUUGUUACUAUUAUUGCGGUCUGUGCGGCACGUUGGGUUGCGGUCUUCCCACUAUCGAAGGCUAUUAAUUGGUUCAUUCAUCAUCGAGCGAGACGUCGGGGCAAGGAGGUCAGCGACGAAUUGCCUUAUAACUACCAAGCUAUGUUGUUUUGGGCGGGCCUGCGGGGAGCUGUCGGUGUGGCGCUGGCUGCUCUUCUAAAGGGAAAGAAUUCUUAUGCUUUAAAGGCCACUGUGCUUGUGGUGGUGGUCCUAACUGUGAUUAUCUUUGGCGGCACUACGGCACGAAUGUUGGAGAUAUUGGGUAUCAGGACAGGGGUUGUAGAAGAGGUUGACAGCGACGACGAAUUCGACAUUGAAGCGGCUCCAGGGGGCUCUUAUUAUAAGCGGUCUGGAACCGGAAUUGGGUAUAACCCUAGGCAAAGAAAUGGGUCGGUGCGCCUUGACCGUGUGGAUUCCGGGAGAACUCGGCCAGCCGUAGAGCCAGAACGUGGAAGUUACGUAUCAGGACACCGCUCACCGUCCUUCCCAACGUCGCGCGCUACAAGCUCGAGCCGUAAAGGCUCUCGCCAAGGUGGCCAAGGUGGUGAUGAUAUGGAACGAGCAGAUCUCUUUGGCCGGAAUGGCAGUGUAACCGAUUCCGACCUUGGUAGCGAUAUCGAUACAUCAGAUCUCCCGCCCCCAGCACGUAAAUCUACGCGGAAUAAGUCAAGUCCUAUCCUGACGCCUAGCGCCACGGAGGAUGAGGAAGGAAUAUUUUCAUAUCCCACCUCGGGCCACCGCGAUGCAAUGCCGGUAACUGCCCGGGAAGCGAUCAAGCAGCUAUUUACUACUCAGGAUCCUCAGGCAUUGUUUAGGCAGCUCGACGAGGAUUAUAUCAAGCCUCAUCUUCUCCUGGAUGGAGGGAAUGGCGGCCCAAGUGAUAGAAGAGGGAAUGGAGAAGGAGGCUCCGGAUCGAACUAAAUAUAGACGUUAUGGUAGGAAUUGGACCAAUGACUACUUUACGAGCGAGUACUGUACACUAUUAGAUCAGAGAUUCAUCGGUAUUAUGUGGCGUCCUAGGUAUUGUGUCUGAAGCGUAGUACGCUAUGAGGUAAAAUCUCGGGUUAUUAGCAUCGUGUAAACGUGUAUAUGUAAUGAUCAUUUGGGGUUUACGCAUCAAUGAUGAUACAUACUGCUGUACAUACAACUUGGAACAAGACCUUGGAAUCCCCGGGCCAUGGGAUGUGUACGUACAAAUGUACCUACUAACUCUGUAU